GUCCCGAGCUAGGCACUGUGCUGAGCUGUGCUAAACUGUGCUGAUUGCGUCACGGCGCUGCGGAGCCCCCGUGCUGUCCAUCCCACACAUACACACUCUCUCUCUCUCGCUCACUCACUCACUCAUGGCCACAGUGAGGGAGAAAGCGGCAGCCCUCAGUGUGUCCCCGGCGGCGCUCGGCCCCCAGCGCAGAGCACCAGAUAAUGGGAUGGCCAACAAACCAUUCCGGGCGACGUUCAUUUGGAGCAGCAUCAUCAACAGCCUACAUACGAGCGUGGAGGUGAAGCGAAGGCGCCACAACCUCAAGUUCCACAAUGACUGCUUCCUUGGCUCGGAGGCUGUGGAUGUCAUCCUGGCCCACCUCAUCCAGAACAAGUUCUACGGGGAGGCUGAGAUUCCCCGGGCCAAGGUUGUGCGCGUGUGCCAGGCUCUAAUGGACCGCAAGGUGUUUGAGCCAGUGGGUACCAAGGUGUUUGGCAAGGAGAAGAAGCGUGCCGCAUUUGAGGAUAGCAGCUGCAGUCUUUACAGAUUUCCAAAUACUCAGGCUCCCUCUACGAACAAUCACGAAAGUGGAUAUCACUCUUCCGGUACUCCGAGAACAAUCUACACCACGCCAUGCCAUGCAGGGCAAGAAGAACCGCUGUAUUCAAACACUGUGCCUGUUACAAGUGACAAGUCUUUGGAGGACCUCCUGGGGAAUGUGAACCUGAAUCCAAACAAUAUGUCGCAGGUUAUGAACCCUGAAUUAUCGGAGACAUUGGUCAGUGAAGUGUGGCAGGAGCAGACUGUGCUGCGCCUGCUGCAGCUGAUCGAGCUCCCUCUGCUGGACAGCCUGUUGGAGGGGCAACAGCCCCUGGUACGCAGCACAGACAGCGAUCCUGAUCUCUGUACCACCAGCUACUUGGACCGGGAGAUCCUCAAGGCCUUCAGUGACUCUCAGGCAGACUACUGGCUCUCGGCUGCAGUCGACUGCCUUGAGUUCCUGCCCGACCAGCUAGUGGUGGAGGUCAGUCGCGGGCUGCCCAAGUGCUCGGAGGAUUCCCAGCAGUGCAAGCGGCUUCUCUUUGACAUCUUAGCAAAGCAUUACAGCCAGUCGCAGCAACCGCCACUACUCACCAACCGCCUGUUCGACAUCCACACCGGCAUCACCGAGCUGCUGGUGAAUGGAAAGCUGGAACAGGCCUUGGAGGCGCUGCAGUUGUGUCUGAAGCUGCUAGAUGCACAAAGUCGUGAGGAGCUGCGCAGACUCCUGUGCUUCAUGGCAGCAGCUGCAGACCCACGCGAGGUCAAAUUACACAGAGAGAUUGAGAACAGGAUGGCUGUGAAACGGGCAUUUUCCAGGGCCAUUGUUAAUAGUAAGAAUCUGGCAAAAGGGAAGAUGGACCUACUGGUGCUGUUCAUGCUUGACAAUCAUGCUGAUGUCUUCAAGAUUCCUGGAUCUUUGCACAAACUGGUCAGUGAUAAGCUUGCAAACCUCAUACAAGGAAAAGAUCCAGAUGCAGUAACAGGCUCUACGUUUUGUCAGCGAGUCACAGGCAAAGCUUACGUGGAAAACAUUCACAAAACUACACAAGAAGAGCUCUGGGCCUUACUCAGGACUAUUCAUGAAAACCCAAAGCUUUCUGCCAAAGAGAAGAAACGUUUACUUGGGCAGUUUUACAAAGGACACCCAGAGAUUUUCAUUAAGUAUUUUGAAAUCAGAACUUCUUCUGUAAAUGCAUAA
This is a messenger RNA of Scleropages formosus (Asian bonytongue), 1723 nucleotides long. It is a transcript of the gene depdc7a, whose product is annotated as DEP domain containing 7, paralog a. NCBI's taxonomy places the organism in Eukaryota, Metazoa, Chordata, Actinopteri, Osteoglossiformes, Osteoglossidae. The record is from RefSeq and is a predicted model, not a curated record. Gene Ontology annotation, biological process: intracellular signal transduction. The coding region runs from base 125 to 1723 and encodes 532 amino acids. The transcript is spliced from 9 exons.